This is a messenger RNA of Sebastes umbrosus (honeycomb rockfish), 3884 nucleotides long. RefSeq names its product NLR family CARD domain-containing protein 3-like. Gene Ontology annotation, molecular function: protein binding. NCBI's taxonomy places the organism in Eukaryota, Metazoa, Chordata, Actinopteri, Perciformes, Sebastidae. The record is from RefSeq and is a predicted model, not a curated record. The transcript has 12 exons. Bases 223 to 3120 code for a protein of 965 amino acids.
UCACAGUGAUUUUUGAAUAGUAUUUUUGCUUGGAAUGCACAUCCAUAUUGUUAAUGUCAUUUCUUAGAUAUGACUGUGCAGCUCAAAGUGCCAACAACAUGGGAACAGUCCCAUGAGUGUAUUUAGUAUUGAGGUGAAUGAGCGCUGUGUGUUAGUCAUGAUGAAGAGGAUUAAUGUGUGAGCUCUCCCAGCAGCUUGUUGGCUUCAUGUGAAGGCUCUGCUAUGAGUCAGUGUGAGGACAAAGAGGAGGGAGUCCCUCCCUCUAAAACCACUCUGUGUGGGGAUCAUGACAGCCAGACCAGAGCUCAGAGGAUCCAUCAGGAACCAGACAGUCCUGAACCUGAACCCAGCUGUGUGUCCAUGAAGAGUGACUGGUCUACGGAUCGUCCUCCAGCCUUCAAAGAUGGACGCCACUCUGAUGAACAAAGAGUGGAUCAGGAGAGCUCGGAGGUUCCCAUUUUUCAGUCUGCCCAGCAGCAUCAAACACACCUGGACUCCAUAUUUAUGCUGCUGGAGGAGAACAUCGUCACUUUUGUGAAGAACGAGCUGAAGAAGAUCCAGAAGAUUAUAAAUUCAGAUUACCCAGAAUGCCUAGAGAGUGAGAGGGAGGAUGAGGAGGUGUUGGACGGUGAGGAUGAAGAGAAGAGGAGGAGCAGAGAGGAAUUUCUGAAGAUCACACUGCACUUCCUGAGGAGAAUGAAGCAGGAGGAGCUGGCUGACUGUCUGCAGAGCAGAACUGUUGCUGCAGUUUGUCAGCGUGAACUCAAAUCUAACCUGAAGAAGAAGUUCCAGUGUGUGUUUGAGGGGAUCGCUAAAGCAGGAAACCCAACCCUUCUGAAUCAGGUCUACACAGAGCUCCACAUCACAGAGGGAGGGACUGCAGAGGUCAAUGAUGAACAUGAGGUCAGACAGAUUGAAACAGCAUCCAGGAAACCAGACAGACCAGAGACAACAAUCAGACAAGAAGACAUCUUUAAAGCCUCACCUGGAAGAGAUGAACCAAUCAGAACAGUGAUGACGAAGGGAGUGGCUGGUAUCGGGAAAACAGUCUUAACACAGAAGUUCACUCUGGACUGGGCUGAAGACAAAGCCAACCAGGACAUACAGUUCACAUUUCCAUUCACUUUCAGAGAGCUGAAUGUGCUGAGAGAGAAAAAGUACAGCUUGGUGGAACUUGUUCAUGACUUCUUUACUGAAACCAAAGAGGCAGGAAUCUGCAGGUUUGAAGAGUUCCAGGUUGUGUUCAUCUUUGACGGUCUGGAUGAGUGUCGACUUCCUCUGGACUUCCACAACAAUGAGAUCCUGACUGAUGUUACAGAGUCCACCUCAGUGGAUGUGCUGCUGACAAACCUCAUCAGGGGGAACCUGCUUCCCUCUGCUCACAUCUGGAUAACCACACGACCUGCAGCAGCCAAUCAGGUCCCUCCUGAGUGUGUUGACAUGGUGACAGAGGUCAGAGGUUUCACCGACCCACAGAAGGAGGAGUACUUCAGGAAGAGAUCCAGAGACAAGGAGCAGACCAGAACAAUCAUCUCCCACAUCAAGACAUCCCGAAGCCUCCACAUCAUGUGCCACAUCCCGGUCUUCUGCUGGAUCACGUCUACAGUUCUGGAGGAGGUGUUGAAGACCAGAGAGGGAGGAGAGCUGCCCAAGACCCUGACUGAGAUGUACAUCUACUUCCUGGUGGUUCAGUCCAAAGUGAAGAACAUCAAGUAUGAUGGAGGAGCUGAGACAGAUUCACACUGGAGUCCAGAGAGCAGGAAGAUUAUCCAGUCUCUGGGAAAACUGGCUUUUGAUCAGCUGCAGAAAGGCAACCUGAUCUUCUAUGAAUCCGACCUGACAGAGUGUGGCAUCGAUAUCAAAGCAGCCUCAGUGUACUCAGGAGUGUUCACACAGAUCUUUAAAGAGGAGAGAGGACUGUACCAAGACAAGGUGUUCUGCUUCGUCCAUCUGAGCGUUCAGGAGUUUCUGGCUGCUCUUCAUGUCCAUCUGACGUUCAUCAACUCUGGAGUCAAUCUGAUGGCAGAAGAAGAAACAACCUCCCUGAAGUCUGAGACACACUUCUACCAGAGUGCUGUGGACAAGGCCUUGCAGAGUCCAAAUGGACACCUGGACUUGUUCCUCCGCUUCCUCCUGGGUCUUUCGCUGCAGACCAAUCAGACUGUCCUACGAGGCCUGCUGACACAGACAGGAAGUAGCUCACAGACGAAUCAGGAAACAGUCCAGUACAUCAGGAAGAAGCUUGAUGAGGAUGUCUCUGCAGAGAAAAGCAUCAAUCUGUUCCACUGUCUGAAUGAACUGAAUAAUCAUUCUCUGGUGGAGGAGAUCAAACAGUACCUGAGUUCAGGACUUCUCUUUCAAUAUAAACUGUCUCCUGCUCAGUGGUCAGCUGUGGUCUUCAUCUUACUGUCAUCGGGAGAAGAUCUGGACGUGUUUGACCUAAAGAAAUACUCUGCUUCAGAGGAGGCUCUUCUGAGGCUGCUGCCAGUGGUCAAAGCCUCCAACAAAGCUCUACUGAGUGGCUGUAACCUCUCAGAGAGAAGCUGUAAAGCUCUGUCCUCAGUCCUCAGCUCCCAGUCCUCUAGUCUGAGAGAGCUGAACCUGAGUAACAACAACCUGCAGGAUUCAGAAGUGAAGCUGUUUUCUGCUGGACUGGAGAGUCCACACUGUACUCUGGAAACCCUCAGGCUGUCAGGCUGUCUGAUCACAGAGGAAGGCUGUUCUUCUCUGGCCUCAGCUCUGAGCUCCAAACCCUCCCAUCUGAGAGAGCUGGACUUGAGCUACAACCAUCCAGGAGAUUCUGGAGGGAAGUUGCUGUCUUCUGGACUGGAGGAUCCACACUGGAAACUUGACACUCUCAGGGUGGAGCCUGCUGGAGUCCGAUGGUUGACACCCGGUCUGAGGAAGUAUUCCUGUGAACUCACACUCGACACAAACACAGUGAACAGAAAGCUCAAACUGUCUGACAACAACAGGAAGGUGACAUAUGUGGAGGAGGUUCAGUCGUAUCCUGAUCAUCCAGACAGAUUUGACCCGUGGCCUCAGCUGCUUUGUAGAACUGGUCUGACUGGUCGCUGUUACUGGGAGGUCGAGUGCAGAGGAAGAGUUUCUAUAUCAUGAUUGUAAAUACAGUUGGAGCAGGUGAAGGUUACCUGAGCUGGGCUGGACUCUGAGGGACUGAGAGCUCUCUGGGAAGACGGUGAUGUCUUGCCGGCCUCAGCCAACCCAUGACAACCCCCCUUCUCCCCCUCAAACAAGCGUGUGUUGCGAGACUCAACUCUGUGCACACUAUUGGUGCCUUCAAAUGAAACUGGGAGAAGAUGAUCUGCAGCAUCCUGCUGCUCAUCAGCCUGAUCUCCUGUGUCUCUGGAUUAUUUGUAGUGAAUGUGACACAGACCCCCUAUCAGGCAGAGGAGUACCACAACAUCACACUGGAGUGGAUGUUCACAACCAGAACUCACAGUUCCCCCAACUCACUUUUUAUCUACUGUGAACUGUUAGCUGAUCUCAGACCCUCAGUCCUGUUUCAUCUCCAUGAAGGUGUUGAGGUUCCAGAGUCUCAGGAUGAACAGUUUGCAGGACGAGUCCAGUGUGACGAAGAUGUCCUCAGAGAAGGACGACUCAGACUUCAUGUGUCCAGACUCAGGACUAAUGACCCGGGUCUGUACUGGUGUGAAGUGCUCACAGGUUAUGGGAGGUACUCUGGGAAAUGCUGGCUCAAUGUCACUGGUAAGUUGACAGCAGCUCCUGAUGAGCCCAGACCUUAUGGAAGUUUUUAUUGGACUUUAUUAGUUGUAAUCUACAGAAGACAUUCCACAAAUGUGUACCAUGAUUUCCAAAUGUUUCACUAUCCACAAACAUGUAUUUUUGUAUUUGUGUUGUGU